Molecule: messenger RNA, 868 nt
Organism: Onthophagus taurus
Lineage: Eukaryota; Metazoa; Arthropoda; Insecta; Coleoptera; Scarabaeidae
Source: RefSeq, a predicted model, not a curated record
UGUUUUUCUAUUAUAAUAAAUUGGUGUGUUGGACAAGAUGAUGACUGUUUGAGAAUGUGCAAAAUAAAAUGUUUAACGAAAGAAUGCCAAGAGAAGUGUUGGGUACAAGAAUGCAAAAAAGAAAACAUAUCGUAUCCAUAUAAAGGAAAUUUAACACAAUCGUUUGAAGGAAAUGUUGACGUCUCUAUUAAGAUAAAUAAUACCUUGAGGAAUGCACAAAAAAUUGAAAAUCCCGUUAGGAUUUUUAGUACAAGUAUAAAUAAUAUUAAAAUUAUUGCAAGUGCUGAAAUCAAUGAUGAUAUAACAAUAAACGAAAAAAUUCUUCAACCUAAAACUGAAAAUUUUAAUAAAAACGAAACCAAAAAUCAAACAAAAACUAAUUUAACUCCAAAAUUUGAAAAUCCAAACUUAUAUUAUCGAAAUAAUCAAAUUCCUUUCAAUUAUUAUUAUUACAUACCACCUCAGCGAUAUCAUUUAACACAUCCAACAAAUAUCCAACAAAACCCACAAAAACCUCGAAUUCAAUCACCGUGUGAAGGGGGUUUGUUAAAGUGUUAAAUAAAAUAUUUACCUUCCCAUUACGAAACAUGCAAGAAAUUCGCUUUUUAGAAUUGCUGUGUACCUAAUGUUCAACUCUAAAUAAUACUUGAGUCAAUAUGUAUGUACGAGAUGUAAGGAAGAUAAGCAAUUUGGAACGUUGAACUGAAGCUAACCUAAAUAAUAUCCGCAAAUAUUGUAGUGUGUGGAUGUUCUAAACCGUUCUUUUGUAGAAAAUAAAAUUUUUUAAAUAUAAUAUGUAAAUUUAAAUUUGAAUAAAAUCUUUGUAAAUAUCGAAGAUAUUUGGCAACAAUAAGGAAAUUAUUUUUAU